Closterium sp. Yama58-4 is the source of this 1137-nucleotide messenger RNA. NCBI's taxonomy places the organism in Eukaryota, Viridiplantae, Streptophyta, Zygnematophyceae, Desmidiales, Closteriaceae. The record is from the annotation of a GenBank genome assembly.
AUGCUGAGGGCCUUCACUUCAUUAUGUGUGGGCUCCUCUGGGACGCUUCAGAAAGGGCAGGUGUUCGCCUCACUGGAGAAAGCCGGCCUACCAGCCACGGAGAGCAACGUGCGCGCCAUGAUGCGGUUUCUGGAUACGGAUGAGUCAGGCCACGUGACUUAUGGGGACUUUCGGAACUUUCUGCUGCUGCUACCGCCCGAACGGCUGCAGGGGAGCGACCCCAGCAUGGUGUGGUACGAUGCUGCCACCAUGGUCCCAAUGGCGCCGCCCGCUGCCACGUCAGCGCCAGCUGGCAGCGUGAUCAAAUCCGCGCUGGCGGGCGGGCUGGCCUCGGGAUUGUCGACGUGCCUCAUGCACCCCUUGGAUACCAUCAAGACCCGAGUGCAAGCCUCCUCUGCAUCGCUGACUGAAGUCAUCAAAUCAGUGCCGUCCAUCGGCAUUCAGGGAUUGUACCGGGGGGCUCCGCCCGCCAUCCUUGGACAGUUUGCCAGCCAUGGGUUGCGCACGGGCGCGUACGAAGCUUCCAAGAUGCUUCUCACCAGCAUGCUGCCCAACCUCACGGAGUACCAGGUCCAACCAGUGGCCUCCCUAUGUUCAACUGUGUUGGGAACGGCUCUCCGCAUUCCCUGUGAGGUGCUGAAGCAACAGCUGCAGGCAGGGCUCUACAGCAGCACGGGGGCAGCGCUUAAGGCGACGCUCAAGGAGGGAGGGGUGAAGGGGCUGUUCCGAGGGACCACCGCCACGCUGUGCCGAGAAGUGCCAUUUUACGUGUUUGGCAUGCUCAUAUACCUGCAAGUCAAGCGGGUCACUCGGCAUGUUCUCCGCCGGGAGCUCGCCCCCUGGGAAACCCUCCUUCUGGGCGGCUUCUCGGGCGGCAUGGCAGCGAUUGCCAUCACUCCAUUCGACGUCAUCAAGACACGAAUGAUGACGUCGCCUCCCGGGGCUGCAGCGGCUGGCAUGCUGACAGUUGGCGCCAACCUAUUGGCCACGGAGGGGGUGGGGGCGCUGUACAAGGGCUGGCUGCCGCGGUUCUUCUGGAUUGCUCCCCUUGGAGCGAUGAACUUUGCUGGGUAUGAGCUGGCGAAGCAGGCGAUAGAUGAUGUGGGGGAGGAGGGGGAGGUGGGGAAAGAGGCAUAA